This is a messenger RNA of Trichosurus vulpecula (common brushtail), 1257 nucleotides long. RefSeq names its product protein SIX6OS1-like. The transcript has 3 exons. Gene Ontology annotation, biological process: oogenesis; homologous chromosome pairing at meiosis; spermatogenesis. Lineage: Eukaryota; Metazoa; Chordata; Mammalia; Diprotodontia; Phalangeridae. Gene Ontology annotation, cellular component: central element. The record is from RefSeq and is a predicted model, not a curated record. The coding region runs from base 1 to 1257 and encodes 418 amino acids.
AUGGAGGAACACAAAUAUAGACACAGAGGGAAAGCCACACAGGCUGUUGGGUGCAAGCCAGAGGCUAAGAGAACGGUCCCGGGGCAACGCCUGGGGGUUCCUGGACCAGGACCCCCAAUAUCCGAAGUGACUCUUCACCGGGGGCCCUCCCGCCGAGGCGUCAGCAGGAAAUAUGAGGAAAGACAACAGACUGCAAGAAUUUCUGAAACUAAGAACUUUUCAGAAAUUCUAGAAGAAAAAAGUAAAAAAUUAGAAAAAAAGAAAGGAUUUAAAGAAAGAAUUUUUGAAGAACAUGGACAUUUUCAUGUAUUAAAUGAGACUCUUCAGAAUAGUCGACGUUUUCUUCCUCAUAAUUCUCAGGAUUUAGUCAAACCUGUAAGGAAUGAUAGACAUUUCUCAGAAGCAAGAGGAACAGAUAAAAAAGAAGAAAGUUCAUCAAGUCAUUCAACACUUUCCAGGACUCACUUCAUGCCACCAGAGAAAAAGGAAUUUGAUGACUCUUUGAUGAGCAAAUAUUCUCAACUUUCCGCUCUUAAAAGUACACAGAACUUGAUGCAAUUCAGAUUGUUGAUUUUUGAGAAACAAUCUAACUGUAAGCAAACUUUUUACCAAGGAAGUACAGAUUCUGAGUACAGAGAAAAAGAAACAGAAAGAGAAUUAAAGGAUUUGACAGAUAUCCCACAAGAUGGCCACACAGGACACAUGGGCAAAUUAGAAGAUAAUCGUGAUGAAACUGAAGAAAACAUUGAAAAAUUUCCAACCACUCCUGAAAUGCCUCGAUUUUUAGGAACUCCUGAAUUUUUGAAAACACCUGAAUAUAUGGAGAAAUUAGACUUUUCUAAAAGUCCUUCAUCUGAAUUGCUUAGAAAUAUAGGACUUGAAACCAAAUCACAAAAGACAGCACCUGCAUUUUCUUUUCGUAUGGGUUCUUCUUCCACAUCACCUGGAUUUAAUUUAUUUGAGUCUUCUGAAUUUGGAAAUGAAAACUUACCAGAUCAGUUUGAUGAAAAUUAUUCUUCAGGAAAUUCAAAUCCUGUCUCCUCACAAAAAGAUAUUGGAGGCUUAUUUGGAAAAUUGGAAGGAGAAGACACUUUUACAUUCCCAUUUUCAUCAGAACCUUCAACUCAUACAUUUGGAGAUGAAAAAGAUGAUUUUAGUUUUUCAUUUUCAUUUGAACAGGAUCAACAGUCAUCACAUUCUUCCUCUUCAAGCAGGUUUCCAUCUUCACAAAAUUCAAAACAGUUUACUUUUUUUUGA